AUGUCCUCUGACUCCAUUCCAGCUACCAGGGAGGAUGAAAUAAUGGAUGAGACCAAGGACCCCAACGUGGUCAAGGUCCAAGUCCAGGCCACGGCCGCCCCCGCGACCAUCCCUACGUCGCAUCCCAUCACGGACUUGGACCUAGGCGUCGUGGCAUGGGACAACCAGAGCGACCCUCAGAAUCCGCUGAACUUCUCCAAUGCUCGCAAAUGGGGCCUGUUGGCCUUGGUCAGUUCCAUCUCCUUUGUCACGCCGCUCGCGUCGUCCAUGUUCGCGCCAGCGGCCGGGCUCAUGGCGGAGGAAUUUGACGAGGAGAACCUGGUCGUGGUGUCUCUGUCGGUCAGCGUCUUUCUGCUGGGCUUCGUGGUCGGUCCUCUUAUCCUCGGCCCCUUGUCGGAGCUCUACGGCCGUCGCGUCGUGCUGGGGAGCUGCAAUCUCUUCUUCUUCGUCUGGCAGAUUGGCUGUGCCCUGGCGCCCAACACGGCGAGCUUGAUCGUUUUCCGACUGCUCGCAGGGAUUGGUGGCUCGGGCCCUCUGACGCUGGGCGGCGGCAUCAUCGCUGACCUGUUCCCUAUCCACAAACGCGGGAGGGCCAUGGCGAUAUGGAGUCUGGGUCCGCUGGUUGGACCAGUAGUCGGCCCCAUCGCAGGCGGUUUCGUCGGCCAACACCUGGGCUGGCGAUGGAUCUACUGGGUGCUGGCCAUCGCGUCGGCGGCGGUCUCGGUCGGCAUCGAGGUGUUGAACCAAGAGACCUUCGCCCCGGUGCUCAUCGCGCGCAAGACCAAGACGCUGGCGAAGCGCUUGAACCGCUCGGACCUGCGCAGUUACUACCAGAAACAGGACGUGGCCCAGGACCCGGCGGUUCUGGCCAUGCUGAUGUUGGCGUUGAAGAGGCCGUUCAUUAUCUUUGUCAAGUCGCCCAUCGUGUUUUUGCUGAGUAUGUACAUGUCGGUCAUCUACGGCCUGCUGUACCUCUUCUUCACCACCAUCUCGCCCGUGUUCGAGUCCGAGUACGGCUUCUCACCGCAGCUCUCCGGCCUCGCGUACCUGGGCAUCGGCCUAGGAUUCUUUAUCGGCAUCGCCAUCUUCUCCGCGACCUCGGACCGGACGGUGAUCAAGUUGACCGCGCGGAACAGCGGCAGGUACGAGCCCGAGUUCCGACUGCGCCUGGUCAUCGGCUUCUCCUUCGUCUUGCCCGUCAGCUUCUUCUGGUACGGCUGGUCGGUCGACCGGCACGCGCACUGGAUCGUACCCAUCGUCGGCACCAUCCCCUUCAGCCUAGGCAUGAUGAACAUCUUCAUGCCCGUCCAGACAUAUGUCGUGGACUGCUUCAACACGUACGCCGCGUCCGCCAUCGCCACGCUGACGGCGUCGCGGUCCCUCGCCGGCGCACUACUCCCGCUCGCUGGCCUCCCCCUGUACCAGAAUCUAGGCUACGGCUGGGGAAACUCGCUUCUGGGAUUCAUCGCCGUCGCGUGCAUCCCGAUUCCGGUCUUCUUUACCAAAUACGGCAAGAAGAUGCGGGAGCGGCACUCCCUAGUGCUGUGA
Molecule: messenger RNA, 1548 nt
Organism: Fonsecaea pedrosoi CBS 271.37
Lineage: Eukaryota; Fungi; Ascomycota; Eurotiomycetes; Chaetothyriales; Herpotrichiellaceae
Exons: 2
Coding region: 1-1548 (515 amino acids)
Biological process (GO): transmembrane transport
Cellular component (GO): membrane
Molecular function (GO): transmembrane transporter activity
Source: RefSeq, a predicted model, not a curated record